AUGCAGAGAUUCUACUCAGAUGAUGAACUUUACGAAAUACCCGAAGAGCAGUCCUGGCCUCAGGACGGCACCACUAUCCCCGGGGUUGGACGCACAAAUUCGGAUACUUUUAUUUCACGAGCUAUAGGCAAUACAAAGAAGCGAAAAGUAUCAAGCGCAUACAAGCCGAAUCCUCAUUAUUCGAUACGGGCCAAAAUCUUGAAUGCGGUUGAGAAACAAGCUUUGGACCCGACAUGGCCCUCCGCUGAGCGUACAGGGGGUCAAAAUGAUGAAAUCAUAAAAAGAUCCAUUCUCUCUCACAAGAUUUCAACGAACGUCGCAUGGGCUCUCUAUGAGGAGGUUAAGAAGGAAAAUUCCACUGAUCCUGUUAAAGCUUGGCUAAACAAGCUAGGAAUACCUUGUUCCGGCAGCUUUCGACACGGGAAUACCAAAUCUGGUGACCCUGAUGAUCUCUCAGAGGCAUCAAGUCUUGCUUCUCUGCCACCCUCGAGCAAAGCCAAGACACAAAAUUCAGUUCAGACAAAGAGUUCGACCCGCACACAUAUUUUGGCACGCGAAAAGGGUCAUGCGACCACCGAAAGUGGAGAAAAACCUCCCCAAACAAGGUAG
Acaulospora colombiana is the source of this 609-nucleotide messenger RNA. The record is from the annotation of a GenBank genome assembly. Lineage: Eukaryota; Fungi; Glomeromycota; Glomeromycetes; Diversisporales; Acaulosporaceae.